AUGACGGACAACAGCAUCGACAUGAGGACGUGGCAGUUCGCCUCGCCAGGCCCGGUCACCUCAGUUCUGGCCCUCACCACCGCGGCGCGGCCCUCAGACGCAGACCUCGCCGCGUCGCCGCCCGGGUCCAUCCUCGUGCAGGUCCUCGCCGCGGGGCUCAACCCGGCCGACUACAAGGUCGCCGAGGCGGGCAUGCUCGCGCGCCUCCUCGCCCCGUUCCCCAAGACGCCCGGCAUGGACCUCUGCGCGCGCGUCGUCGCCGUGCACCCCGGUGACAGCAGCAGCGGCGGCGACGUCAAGCCCGGCGACGCCGUCCUGGGCCGCCUCGACCCCACGAAGCGCGCCGGCUCGCUCGCCGAGUACGCCAUCCUCAAGCCCGACGAGUGGGCCAAGCUGCCCGAGCAGGCGGCCAAGGACCCCGACACGCUGCGCGCCGCGGCCGGCGCCCCGACGACGGCCCUCACCGCGUACCAGACCAUCCACCCGUACGUCAAGCCCGGGGCCCGCGUCUUCAUCAACGGCGGCUCCGGCGGCACGGGCACGUUCGGCAUCCAGAUCGCCAAGCUGCUCGGCUGCAGCGUCACGGUGACGUGCUCGACGGCCAAGGCCGAGCUGUGCACCUCGCUCGGCGCCGACGCCCUCAUCGACUACACCAAGACGGACGUCAAGGCGGAGCUCGCGCGCCUGGGCCCCGUCUUCGACCUCGCCGUCGACAACGUGGGCGUCUCGCCGCCGUACCUGCACGCGGCGUCGGCGUCCUUCCUCAAGCCCGCCGCGCCGUACGUCUUCGUCGGCGGCGAGGUCUCGCUCGCCAGCACCGCCAACAUGGCCAACGCGCUGCUGCGCCCGGCGUUCCUCGGCGGCGGCAAGAACAGGGUGGUGCCGUACCUGACGCGCAACAGCCACGAGGACCUCGCGCAGAUUGCGGGGUGGAUCGGUGAGGGCAAGCUCAGGACGGUGGUGGACACGGAGUUCAAGUUUGAGGACGUGCCCAAGGCGUACGAGCGCGUGAAGAAGGGAUCUAGCGCCGGCAAGGUCAUCGUGCUGGUUCACGAUGCGUAA
This is a messenger RNA of Purpureocillium lilacinum, 1062 nucleotides long. RefSeq lists its product as uncharacterized. NCBI's taxonomy places the organism in Eukaryota, Fungi, Ascomycota, Sordariomycetes, Hypocreales, Ophiocordycipitaceae. The record is from RefSeq and is a predicted model, not a curated record. Gene Ontology annotation, cellular component: mitochondrion. Gene Ontology annotation, molecular function: oxidoreductase activity.